Ctenocephalides felis (cat flea) is the source of this 1010-nucleotide messenger RNA. RefSeq names its product protein PTHB1-like. Gene Ontology annotation, molecular function: protein binding. NCBI's taxonomy places the organism in Eukaryota, Metazoa, Arthropoda, Insecta, Siphonaptera, Pulicidae. Bases 24 to 1010 code for a protein of 328 amino acids. The record is from RefSeq and is a predicted model, not a curated record. Gene Ontology annotation, cellular component: BBSome; membrane. Gene Ontology annotation, biological process: cilium assembly. The transcript has 5 exons.
UUCUACCGCAAUCUGCUUAUUCCAUGGUAAUCGGCCCUUUUGGAGGUGCAUCAGGUCGUGAUUUUAUAUGUGUUCAAUCUCUAAAUGGAAUAUUGAGUGUUUUUGAACAGGAAUCCAUUGGAUUUAAAUGUGUUCUGCCAAAUUUUUUACUGCCCUCAUCGAUUUGUUAUGUUAUGCGCACAGAUUCUUUUAUCACUGUUACUUCAAAUUGGUUCGUGGAAUGUUACAGAUACCAAAAUAUGUCACAAUCUGAAAGUUCUGGCAACUUGACGCCAACAUGGUAUUACAAUUUAGGAGAAGGCAUCUUAAAUAUUAUGGCAUUACCAUUGACUAGCACUGAGACUGUUAUUGUGAUUCUUGGCGAGAAAAAUUUAUAUUGUUUGACUGAUUUGGGAAAAUUGAAAUUUAUGAAGAAGUUGGAUUUUGUGCCAAUAUGUCUUCAUGCAUAUGUCAUUGGAUGGUAUUGGGAACCCGAUGCAAGGUUAAUGGUGGCAGUUGCUUCAAACUUAGGAACGUUACUAUUGUAUGAAGGAACCAGUUUAAGAUGGUCUGCGCAGCUGCCAUGCAUACCGGUUGCUAUGUCUAAAGCUUCAGUUGCUGAACUUCCAAGUGCUCUGGUAACAUUAUCAGAAGAUGGUCAUUUGCAAUGCAGCUACCUUGGAACGGAACCUGAAUUGUUUUCUGCUCCACCUAUGAGUCUGAAACCUAUUGAUUAUGAAGAAGCCAAAUUAGAAUUAGAAAAUUUACAUGCUAUCAUUAAGUCAAAUACAGAUUCAGCAGAUUUGAUAUUGAUAAAUACUACAGCAGAAAAGGAGAUACAGAUCAAUAUAAAUAUUGAUUCAACUUUGAGACCACUACCACAUAAUGCACAAGAAACAUUUAAACUUGAUGACAAACCACGCUCGGUCAAUUCUAUGAGAAUUGUAGCUAAAAUAAAACCUAGCACAAAUUCUUUUGAACAAAUACAAGUUUCUGCAAUGGUCCCUUCUCCUUUAUCGCUUUUCAAUUAA